UGUUCUCCUAUAUGAGCGCCGCUGCUGGAUUUGCUGUGGCAGAGGUUUCCUCAGUUUCUCCGGGUUUUUCUCCUCAAACUCGCCGCAUGUCUGCAGGAUGAACUACAUGCCGGGCACCGCCAGCCUCAUCGAGGACAUCGACAAAAAGCACCUGGUUCUGCUGAGAGAUGGGAGAACGCUGAUUGGGAUCCUCAGAAGUAUAGAUCAGUUCGCCAAUUUAGUUUUGCAUCAGACAGUGGAGCGAAUCCAUGUCGGUAAAAAAUUCGGAGACAUACCCCGAGGGAUAUUCGUCGUCAGAGGAGAAAACGUUGUCCUACUUGGAGAAGUUGACCUCGACAAAGAAUGUGACCAGAUCCUCCAGAGAGUGUCCAUCGAGGAGAUUCUGCAGGAGCAGCGGGUGGAGCAGCAGGCCAAGCAGGAGUCCGAGAAGAAGAAGCUGCAGGCGGUGAAGGAGCGAGGCCUGUCCAUCCCCAAAGCCGACACUCUGGAUGAUUUCUGAAACAUCUCUAGGUUUAAUGUUUUUGUUUGUUUUCAGUUUUAGUGUUUGUUUAUUACCUGUGACCAUUAUGACCAUCACGGAAGAUUGUGAUCAUGACUGUUUAUGUUUUAUGUAAAUCACGCGCGGCGUGAUGAUUUCUCUCCAUCUUUUGCUUUCCCGCUGUGGCUGGUGAGGCCAUAUGGAAAUAGAGGAUGGACCAAACGGAAGCACUUGGCCUGCUGGCUUUUAGUUUGAACUUUAAGAAUAAUGCAACCUUAAAGUCAGUGUUUGCGUUCCCUGUAUGAUGUUAUGUUGUUGUUUAUGUUGGGAUGAAUUCACGCUACACAACACUGAAGAUAUUUUUGUUCUAUUAAACCUAUUUUGUACUGAA
This is a messenger RNA of Colossoma macropomum (tambaqui), 869 nucleotides long. It is a transcript of the gene lsm1, whose product is annotated as LSM1, U6 small nuclear RNA associated. Gene Ontology annotation, biological process: deadenylation-dependent decapping of nuclear-transcribed mRNA. The record is from RefSeq and is a predicted model, not a curated record. The transcript has 4 exons. Gene Ontology annotation, cellular component: P-body; Lsm1-7-Pat1 complex. Gene Ontology annotation, molecular function: RNA cap binding. NCBI's taxonomy places the organism in Eukaryota, Metazoa, Chordata, Actinopteri, Characiformes, Serrasalmidae. The coding region runs from base 98 to 499 and encodes 133 amino acids.